GAUUACAAGAUCAGUCGCAGCUGAAUCCGCCAUCGUUCGAAUCAAACUAGAUCUGCCACGUCGAACUGGUCUAAAUGGCGAAAUGAAGCUUUGAACCUAAUUUCCAAUGGAACGACCAACAGCUGCAGACCUUCAAAACACUGUAGAAUCACAGAAGGAACAGAUCCAGAAAUAUGAAACGAGACUGCGAGAUGUUGUUAGAGCCUACAAAGGACUUGUUAAAGAAAAAGAAGCUCUUGAGGCAAGCUUGAAGGUUCUGUCUGUUGCCCCAAGAACGUGUGGUGAUCCUCGUGACUUCAGUGAGCCCCUCCAAUCUGGCCAGAUUGCAGCUGACCAGGGAAGCAGUGUCAGAGGAGAAAGUCAGGAUGAGGCAAGACAGAUCCACACUUUGUCCUCCUCUCUUGCAACUCUCACUGAGGAGAAGUCUCGUCUGGAGGCAAGCUUCCUUGAAGACAAGAAAAAAAUGAGGGACACAGUGUAUUGGCGCUGCAGACAUCAUCCCAGAGGUUGUCGAGCUACAGCUACAACACAGACUGCUGCCUUAGUGAAGUCAGACCAGAAGCACAACCACCAGAUUGACCGCCGUUCUUUUGAAGUUGCCAAAAUCGUGAACAAGAUGAAGAAAAGAAGCAGGGAAGAAGUGACUCCUGUUUCAGCUAUUUACGAAGAAGAGCUUGCAGGUUAUCGCAACAGUGAUUGGUCCAACGAGACAGAACAGCUGGUUGCCAGAAUGCCCAACUUCGAUUCCUGUUCGUCAUCCCGCUGCCGAAGCCUUGCCAAACUCCAUUCUCCACUGCCCAAGACAAAGACGACAUCAACCUGACUGGUGUGUGGCGUGAGAUUACAGUUGGAGAGAAUUUCAUCAUUGCUGACGACACCGACAUGAUCAUCCUGGCUACCCCAGAUAACCUCCGUCAUCUAGCUGCAGCAGAUACCUGGUAUGGAGAUGGUACCUUCAAGUCCUGUCCAAACCUUUUCAAGCAAGUCUACACUAUUCAUGCCUUCGUCAACGGUGAAAUGUUCCCCCUAGUUUAUGGAUUGCCUCCUGACAAGAAAGAGACAACAUACGUUCGGUUUUUUGAUAAGAUCAAGACGUCAUCACCAAUGCCUUUGACCCCACAUCGUGUUUUCAUGGACUUUGAAAACGCAGCUUGGAAUGGUGUAUCAUCAGUGUUCCCAGGUGUCCAGAUGAAGGGCUGCUUCUUCCACUUUACGCAACGCCUUACCCGGUUUUCCAGAGACAUUACAGAAGUCCACAAAUUCAUCAGACAUGCAGCAGUUUACCGUUUGUGCCAUUAGAUAGAGUAGACGAUGUGUGGGUUCAUGCUUUAGAAGACUGACCAUCAGAAGUAACCGACAUAGAUAAGUUUGCGGACUUUGUGACUGAGCAAUGGGUUCAGAAAGGUCGACAGACAUGGAACCACUUUGACACCCACGAUCUGCAGAUUCAACUCCAGACUCUGAAGACCAGAUAUCGAUAUGGUGAAAUUGAUGGUUUCAUGUUUCAUGUUCCUAUUUGAUAAAUGUUGACUUAUAAAUUAUAAGGGUCUAAAGUGUAAGUUCAGAUAAUAAACUGUAACAGACUAUAUCAA
Haliotis rubra (blacklip abalone) is the source of this 1592-nucleotide messenger RNA. RefSeq lists its product as uncharacterized. Lineage: Eukaryota; Metazoa; Mollusca; Gastropoda; Lepetellida; Haliotidae. The record is from RefSeq and is a predicted model, not a curated record. Bases 107 to 823 code for a protein of 238 amino acids. The transcript is spliced from 6 exons.